Messenger RNA from Mustela erminea (ermine), 6206 nucleotides. RefSeq names its product myelin regulatory factor like (gene MYRFL). The transcript is spliced from 26 exons. Gene Ontology annotation, biological process: protein autoprocessing; positive regulation of DNA-templated transcription. The record is from RefSeq and is a predicted model, not a curated record. Lineage: Eukaryota; Metazoa; Chordata; Mammalia; Carnivora; Mustelidae. Gene Ontology annotation, molecular function: sequence-specific DNA binding; DNA-binding transcription factor activity. Gene Ontology annotation, cellular component: nucleus; endoplasmic reticulum membrane. The coding region runs from base 3276 to 6014 and encodes 912 amino acids.
UAAAACUUAAAAAGUUACAAUACCACAAAUGACCAAAGCUGCUGAAAUAUAGAGAAGAAUAAAACCCUAACAGCAGCUCAGCUUUUACCUAUUUAUUUUUGGAGUUCUCUAGGAAACGUCAUUACCCAAACAUCUAAACCACAGCUACAUUAGAUUGCGGCUCAAGAGAUAAAUCUCUACCAAAUCUGUGCAAAAUGGGGAUGCCCAAUAGAAUUAGGAGUUCUUAGAGAUGUAAAGACCAUAAUCAAGGACAUAUGGGUGGUAUUUGUUAUUCUCUGAGAGGGAGAAACCUUAAACCCCCAUUGCCACCAGCUGGAUUGUGCCUUCAGAUGUGUGUUCUGGGCUCAUCAAUUAAUACAGAUAUAUUUUCCAGCCCUUCCUUCCCAACAACUUUCUUCUACAUUCUCUUUACCUUCCUCAAACCAUGUUGGUUGUUAUCGGUUAGCCUCUCCCUUGGAGGUUGCACACUGCCACAUCGCAGGCAGAGUCAUGUUUCCACGUAUGUGCUGUUUGUCCUUGACAAAGUUUUGGUUUAUUUUUACAUUCGAUUUGUUUCUGAACAAAUUAGUUGCAUCAUUUAUAAAUGAGAUUUAAAAUUAGCUGCAGCAUUUAAAAAUGAGAUUUAAAAUUAAAAUCUGCAUUUCUAGCUUUGCUUUUAAAAUUGGUCACUUUUUUUUACACACUGAGUCCACAUUCUUGGAGGAAGCUGAGGGGUUCUACCUGUUGGGGGACUCCACCCUUUAGCAGGGCUUGUAGCCUCUGUUUACCCUAUGCCCCACCACCCCUGUCUUCCUGACCCCAAGACUAAAGGGUCACUUGUCAGUUAUCAAUAUGCUUACGUGGUUGGUUUUUGCUUAUGUGGACCCAUUGUACUCACUUACCUGCCUGGCCUGGUAAGUAUUUGAGCUUGGGAUCCUAUUCUAACUUUGCUUCUCAGCCCAUCACCUGGAAUCCUAUUUCUUUCCCUUUUUUGUUUCUGCUCACUCACUAGUCUGCUGCUGAGACUGAGGUGUCUGGGUGAAUCAUUGGCUGGAUCCUCUGUCGUCAUUUGGCAGUGAAUACAGCGUGACAACUUACUUCCAACGGCCUCCAGAAAACAUGGUUGGGAGCUUCUCUUGGGAGUCUGGAUUUAGCCCUGGCUACAGGUCUUCGGCAUCCUAAUUCAUACUGCACCUAAAGGCAUCUACUUAAAAGUAUCAUUUGGCCUCUUCCUUGCUCUGCACAUCCCAUCUAUAGCCAAUAUUGGAUUCGAUACCAUCUUCGGGCUUUAAUACGGGUCCAAAUUUGUUAUUGCUCUAACCAACACUUUCCAACACAGCCAUCUUUCAAUUACAUCAUGCAUGACCACUGCCUAAGUAGAAAUCAUGGACAGAGAGUAUAUAUUUGUACGGAAUCCGAUGUCGCCCAGCAUUCAAAAUCUACCCAAAUCCUUCUACAACUUAUUUGCCACCUUUUCUCUCCGCGAAGCACAUGCUGCCCCAGCUCUUCUGUAUACAUGUGCUGUUGUUUGAGUCUCCUCCAGUUGCAGCUCUUAGUGACACCCCCUAGAUUAAAUAAAUCUCUACUUCCUCUGUUCUCAUGAGAUGUUUUCCCCAGGCCUUAUCAACGUCUCCUUGAGUUGAGUGACUUGUGUUUCUCGCAUGCUCCACAUUGAAACCUGGGGAGGGCUGGUACUAUUACUUACUCAUCUUUUUCCUUCCUGCACCCAGCAGAGAGUUCAACACAAGUUGAACUGAGAAAAAACAAACAAACAAACAAACAAAUGUAGAAAAUUCAUUUCUUUAAGCAACUUGAUGACUUGUCCUUGAAGCUCUGGGGUCCAAUAUAACCUUCAAAAUAAGAUUUUAAGCCUCUCUCACUUUUUUCCCCCCAAUAUAGAAUUACCUAGCUUGUUUUUGAGGAACAGUUUAUAUGUGUGAAGUUUUAAAAUACUUAUAAGGAAGCAUACCACAUCAUCUAUACUAAUUCUAGCAAUAAUGAAGCAAUCAGACAAAUCCGGAAUGUGGGACAUUCUAUAAGACAAUGGGCCUGGAUUGUUAAAAAAGUGUCAAUGUCAUAAAAAGCCAAACAGCUAAAAAUGACAAUAUCUCUAUAUCUCUAUCUUUAAAAGACAUAACCAAAGGCAAUGCAUGAACAUUUAUUAGGUCCUUGAUCAGAAAACAAAAAGUCAUAUUUGAUGAAAUAUAAAGAUAUUUUGGGGACAGUGGGAUUAAAACUUAUGAGAUAUUAAUGGCCUAGUCAAAAAUGUAUAUAGCAAGAGAGAAAAAGCAGAAGUGGAAAAAUAUUAGGAAUUAGUAAAUCUGGAUGAAGAAUGAGUGGAUAUUUAUUUCAUGGUACUAUCCUUGCAGCUUUUCAAUAGAUUAAAAAUGUUUUCAAGAUAACAAGUUGGGGAAAAAGAGAAAAGGAAGGGACUAAAAGACAAUUUAAUUUCCUAAUUGUAUUCUUAGGCUACUGUUAAGUAAAUGAGUAGCUGAGUGGGAAAGCAGAACUUUUAUAUUUAGGAGUGAAACCAGCUAAUAAUAGUGAACCAUAUGUACUCCACUGUGAGAGUUACUGAAUCAAAUGCUGUUUUGUUGCCCAUUAGAGGGGCUUCUCAUAUGUUAUACUUCCAAAGAAAAUAAAAUCUGGAGGAGAUAGGCUAGGUGUGUAUCAAAGGAAUGUAAGUUUCCACUGUGGUUAAAUUUGGAAAUACUUCACAAAUCCUAACUUUUCAUUAGCACAAGCCUGUUUAAAAUAUCUGCUAUUCAAGGUAUCUAAAAAAGCAAUUUCAUUGAUGUAAUUUCUCUAGGUAAAAAACACACACAAACUCUGUAUAUUUGCCUGGUUAUGGCUAAAUUGAUCUGGUUGAUAGAGAGGGAGAGAUAAAUAUAUUGGUGUAAAAGGACAAAUAAGAGAUAAGACUAUGUAUUUAUUGCCCAUUUAUGUAAUUACAUGUGUCACUAAGGACAAAGGUCCUUAAAACAAAGACGAAAGGCAGAGUAGAAACGGUUCCCUUCAGUAAGAUAGAUGGAUUUGUUACCACUGCCCUCACCAUGAAUUUUUUUUUUUUCUGUAUGGUCACAUAUCCUGGUUUUAUAAUCAUUUUGAGAAACUAACCAUCUUUCCGGACACAUUUGUUGGCAGAAGAUAGGCUUCGCUCCAGUAAAAAGAAAAUGAAGAUUUUUCGAGAGCAUUCGUAGGCUUCAAGUUGAGAGGACAGUCCUUACUUCCUGAGCUCCGAGAACCCUUGUUUUGGAAGGAAGUAUCUCCAUAGGACUCCAUAGGACUCCAGCACCAUGGAUGUGUUAGGGGAAAAGGAGGCCCUGCAGCAGUUCUUCGAAGCUCAGGGGCCCAGUGACACUCUGGAGAACUCAGUGCUGGAUACAAGUCUGCUGGAGGAAUUCUUGGGCAAUGAUUUUGAUCUGGGGAUCUUGCAGCAGCAGCUCCCCGAUACUCCACCCUAUUCGGCCUCAGACUCCUGUUCUCCUCCACAGAUGCAAGGUGCUUGCUGUCCGGCCAUGAGACCCGAAGCCGCAGUCGGGAGGCUUCCAGCUACUUCUCUCCACUCUGCAGCUGCUGCGGGGAUGCUCCCUGCACACCUGCCGCAGAGCUCCUGUGAAAUGAGCAGCUCUGCCCACAGCCUCGGCAGCUCUCGCCACUGCUACCCCAACACCAGUCAUCUUCCAACCCCCCCGGACCGAUGCAUGUCCUCCCAUCCGGAGAUAAGCCGUCCUUACCAUCAGCAGCCUCUGUGCCACAGCCCUGGAGCCUCAUUGCCACCAACCAAGAAGAGAAAGUGCACACAGGCGCUGGAGGACUCCAGGGACUGUCACGUGUGGGCCCACCACUCCAGACCAAUGACAAGUAGGAGUUCCAGCAGCGAAGUGCUGUUCUACGACAGUGAGGGACAGAACAUGACACCUGUGGACCAGGGUUCUCCUUCUCUGAAGUGGCAGCCAUACCAGAGUGUGCCUUGGCACAGUUUAUUCACUGGUCAUUAUGAGAAACUACCUGAUAUAGGCUAUCGAGUUGUCACAGACAAAGGAUUUAAUUUUUCACCAGCAGAUGAAGCUUUUGUUUGCCAAAAGAAGAACCAUUUUCAGAUAACCAUCCACAUCCAAGUUUGGGGAAGUCCAAAAUUUGUCAAAACUCAAAUGGGCCUCAAGCCAAUAGAAAUGUUUUACUUGAAAGCUUUUGGGGUUAAGGUAGAAGCCACCAAUCAAAUAAUCGCUAUUGAACAAUCCCAAGCAGAUAGAAGCAAAAAGAUUUUCAAUCCUGUUAAAAUCGACCUGCCGGCCGACCAGGUCACCAAAGUUACGCUGGGUCGGUUACACUUUAGUGAGACGACAGCGAAUAACAUGAGGAAGAAGGGAAAACCAAAUCCUGACCAGAGAUACUUCAUGCUGGUGGUUGGGCUGUAUGCUGUGCACCAAGACCAGUUCUACCUACUGUCUGCCCACAUCUCUGAACGGAUCAUUGUAAGGGCCUCUAACCCAGGGCAGUUUGAAAAUGACAGUGAUGUAUUAUGGCAGCGAGGACAAGUUCCAGAAUCUGUCAUUUGUCAUAGUCGAGUGGGAAUAAAUACAGACGCCCCAGAUGAAGCCCUGGUCGUCUGCGGCAACAUGAAGGUGAUGGGGACGAUUAUGCAUCCCUCUGACAGCCGCGCGAAGCAGAACAUCCAGGAGGUUGACACAAAUGAACAGCUAAGACGAAUAGCCCAAAUGAGGGUCGUGGAAUACGACUACAGACCUGAAUUCGCGUCCUCCAUGGGGAUAAACGCCGCCCAUCAAACAGGGAUGAUUGCUCAGGAGGUCCGAGAAAUCCUGCCUCGGGCGGUCAGAGAGGUUGGUGAUGUCACCUGUGAAAAUGGAGAGACGCUGCGGAACUUCCUCAUGGUCGAUAAGGACCAGAUCUUUAUGGAAAAUGUGGGUGCAGUGAAGCAGCUCUGCAAACUAACCCACAACCUUGAAGAAAGGAUAGAGGAGUUAGAAAUAUGGAACAGAAAGCUGGCCCGGCUGAAGCGGCUCAGUAGUUGCAAGUCCUCAGCCAGCGAAGCAAGCUCCAUCAGCAAAUUUAGCAGAGCUCUUAGUGCGUCUUCUCCAAGAAGGGCCAUUCCCCAAAAAACCAACAAGGUUUAUUUUUCAGGAAAAAAACAGCUGUGUCCUAACUGGGUUUUCCAGACCUUGGUUAUAACACUCAUUGCCGUGAUGGCAUUUUGUGCCUUGACGAUAGUCUCUCUUUACAUACUUAGCUUAAAAGAUCAAAACCAGCGUGCCCCAAAUCUUCCUCUGAGCAAUAUCACCAGCUCUCAGGAGCCCGCCCUGCCGCCCACAGCCUCCCCCUCAGCACCGAAUACAUCCCUGGCAACCACAGAGUCCUCUUUCCCAGUACCAGAAAUCACUUUCUGUGACAUCCUGCCCUGUCAGGAGACUUACUGCUGCCCCAUCUGGGGAAAGAGAGGAGUCCCCUCCGGUCCUGUGCGAAGGCCGUCUCAGGAGGAGGAAACCCAUCAGAGGCCAUGGGCAGAAGACAGAAGCUUGUCCUUCCUGGCAAGAGAUGCGCUAACCAGCCCUGACUGGGGGAGUGACUGGAUUGAUACAACCAUCAGUUCUAUUCAGAUCAUGGAAAUCCAGCAAGUAAUAGAUCAUCGGUAUUGUGGCCGAGGCCUCCAGUGCAGCGCUGGAAAUUACAAUUACAAUAUUCCUGUUAAUAAGCACACACCUACCAAUGUCAAAUUCUCUCUGGAAAUCAACACAACAGAGCCAUUGAUAGUCUUCCAGUGCAAGUUCACCCUUGGAAAUAUAUGUUUCCAUGGGACAAGGGGAGCCAAGAGGACACAGAGCCGCCAAGAAGUCUCCCAAGAGAUGACACAGGGCUAUCAGCACAUUUGGACCCUCCCUGUAGCCCCGUUCUUUGACAGCACGUACCAUUUCCGUGUAGCUGCGCCGGAUUUAGCGGACUGUUCCACGGAUCCUUAUUUUGCUGGGAUAUUCUUCACAGAUUACUUCUUUUACUUCUAUCGGCACUGCGUCUAAUUUAUUCGAAUUUGGUUGAGGACUUUGCCAAAGAAAAGUGCUCAGAAGUACGGUCAACGGAAACAUAGCCUCUGCAAUUUCUUUCUUCUCUUUGUAAAACAUUCACAUUUAUUGCCACAGGACUUGUUCAGGCUUUGGCUUGAACAGUUUUGAGCCAUUAAUGAGGAGAAUAAAGGGUUUGCUGCAACUUGA